This is a messenger RNA of Dermacentor andersoni, 3350 nucleotides long. It is a transcript of the gene Sgf11, whose product is annotated as SAGA associated factor 11kDa. NCBI's taxonomy places the organism in Eukaryota, Metazoa, Arthropoda, Arachnida, Ixodida, Ixodidae. Gene Ontology annotation, biological process: positive regulation of DNA-templated transcription; regulation of transcription by RNA polymerase II. The record is from RefSeq and is a predicted model, not a curated record. Gene Ontology annotation, cellular component: DUBm complex; SAGA complex. Gene Ontology annotation, molecular function: transcription coactivator activity.
CGUCGAUACUGCGUUCGCAAACUUCUUUGUAAUGUGCUCGAUGGGAGACGCCGGGUUGUGUUUUUUUAGAAUAGCGAAAUUGUAUACCUUUUCGCCCGAGCCCUAGUGAACUACAAUUCUAGUUGCACCGGUCGCUUUUAAUCAGGUGAACUCAAUUGGUCAUUUAUUGCAGGGAAGGGAUGCCAGCCCUGUUGGCGAGCUUGCCUCUCUUCCCGAGGGACGUUCUAAAUGGAACCGUAUUGUGAAAGUGGUGCCGUAAGGGAAGUGUAUGCAUUCCAAAUAUGAUACGUUAGGAGGAUCGACGCCAAGUCCUUACGGUAGCUUGCACUACCCGAACUUUUUUCUGGUUUUGUCGAUGUGAAGGAUGCAGCAACCUCACCUUGAAAAUGCGAGCACGACGGCGAAUGCCCCUGUCUCCAGCAAGGUGUUGGACGAGCAUAGUAUGAGCAUAUUCGAAGAACUUGUGGACGACGUCAUACUGGGAACCUGCUUCGAAGUUCACCGGUCUGUCAAAUUGGGCAUCUUAUUUCUGGACGAAGCCACGGAUGACGAAAAAAAAUAUGAAAUAGUGGACGAAGUAGGCUUGGAUGUAUUUGGUCAAGUUCCUCUGAAGAAACAGUUCGAAUGCGUGUGUCCCAACUGUCAAAGAAAUUUGGCUGCGUCGCGCUUUGCGCCUCACCUAGAGAAAUGCAUGGGUAUGGGAAGAAACAGCUCAAGGAUUGCAAGCAAAAGGAUUGCCAACACCGGAAGAGCUGAAAGCGACGUAGAUGACUAUGAUAAUGACAGUGACUGGAACUACCUGUCCGAUCGAAAACCAGCCAAGAAAAGGAAAGAUAAGAACUGUACACGUAGAAUCAAAGGGAAACCUAAAAAUGGAGAACAAGCAAGCACUAGCAGUGCAUCAGGAGAACCCUCAAACAACAUCUCAACUUAUGAAAGCCUUUCAAUGGAGGAAAGAAAGGCUUUGUUGACACAGAUGUGUGGAGUGAUCUCUGAGCACACUAAAAAAAUGUGCACCCGCUCUCAGCGUUGCCCCCAGCACACGGACGAGCAACGCAAAGCAGUCAGGCAGUUCCUUUUGAAUCAAGGCACUGGAAGCAGCACACUAUCUGCAGACACUGGUGAUGAGGUGCACAUUGACGUGGACACUUUUGACGAGGCCGACAACCAUGCACUGCAUGACACAAUCGGGCAGAUGUGGGAAAGCGUCAGUUCUGCCAAUUCCUCCCCUGCAGAUGGUAGCUUCCAAAGCAACAAUGGAGCAGUGGGAAAAAAGAAGGACAAACGUCUGCAGCCUUUUGGCAGCUCAGCAAAGAAACCCAACAAGUCUCGGCCUAGCAGCAGUGGCCCUUCGAGCGUGGCUGCCGACCCAAUGAGCUCCGACCUGCUUUGACUGGGAGGGGUGUGCGUGCCCCAGUGCCAAACAUCUUGCCCCCAUGUGGUUCCUCUCUUCCUAGCGUGCUGCUGUGAAGGACGUUUCCCACCUUACUUGCUACUGCUAUGUGUUGUUUUCCUAAAGGGAUGUGGGACUCUCCAUUGGCUGCCUACCCGUUUAGUCAACCACACAAACCGGUCGCAUCAGCAAAGAAAGGAAAGCAGCACCCUCCUGAUGCUGCCCUGCAAAGUUCUCCGGGCAGUGUUUGCCCUGUCGGCAGGCAGAGGCUAGUGGCCUUGUAGUGCCGACACAAUUCUAGUAUGUGUAUUUAUGGCUGUGGUGGUUCCAUGUCACCCUGUGCAAAACUCUCCCCGCAUUAGUGUGAAUUGUCUUACAUGGUGUGUACAUCUAGCUAUUCCCUCCCACAGAUUAUGAAAUGCUGGGCAUUGUUAUGGGUACAAAACAUCUGCAACUUUGGCAGGUUGCUUGUGAAUGGAUCAAAAGGCUUGUCUUGUGUUGAGUGUAACACCAAAAAGCACAUUACGUGCUGUUAAGGGAAUUUAUUUUUUUCCAUCUGUGAAUUCAAGCAUCCCGCCUCAGUAUGGGUCGUGCUGUAAUGCAUCCUUGUGUUUCACAAAACUGCAGCAUGGAUGAGAUUGCACAGAGCAGAGUGAAUGACAUUUGCUUUUCUUUGCCAUGACGGUUAUUGUAGUUCAACAUCCUGGUGCAUUGUACCUGUUCGGUGUUGUGGCAUUGCCUAUCAUGCUCUUUUUUUUUUUUUUUUUUUUUUUGUAAAGGCUGCAGCUUAGUAGCACUAGAAAGCACACACACAGCUAAAAGCUGAGGUAGGGAAAGAACUACGAAGUCAUUGACAUGCUCCCUGUGGCACACCAAAUCUGUGCUUGGAGGGACUGAGGGGCACAAGCAGUUUGCUAGGCUGUUUGUUCUAUGAUUCUCACAUUAACUAAUGUGAGGGCAAACUAUUCCUGCACUUUUUUUUUGUCUGCUUCCCUUGUUCUCAUACAAAGACAACAAAGAGGGGAAGGAAGUCAUUGUGACUUGUCAAUGUGGGCAGGGUGAGACUUACUACUCAGGUGUAACAACUUUUUUUUUCUACCACUCCGGGAAGAUGGGACCUGUGGACACUAGUUUCAUCUUCUCACAUUUCUUUUGUCUGUGAUAUAUGCAGCGGCAACCAGCCUGUUCUCUCUUCGUUUUCAUAACGACAAGGUCACGAAAAGUGUGUGUUUGGGUGGAAAGGCAUGUGUUCUGUCGGAAUCUCUGUUGUUGUAAAAGUGGCACUGUUGAUUUCAGUAACCACAGUUUGUGUUUUGUUUGUUGCGUUACGUUUGUUAAGUUGUCCUCUAUUUUUUUUUUUCUUUCAAGUAUGAAGGCCCUUUUCUUUCAUUUAAGGGAUGUUCCUUGGUGCCACCAGGAAAAAGAAAAAGCUGGUAGAAAGUGGAAGGAAGGCUUUAAAAAUGUUCGACCACCAGCUGUGUGGAAAGAAAGCAUUGCUGCCACGUAACAUGCACAUAAAUUGAGCUUAACGUCUUGGAGAACAUAACACUAAAAGCCUUUCUCAGUUUCGUCCCCAACGACGGCGCAUUGUACUUGUUCUUCACCACAGCAAAGCAUUUUACGUGGCAGUACCAUAAUGGUGGCCCCCCAGCGGACAUGCAUAGGAAUGGUUUCUAGCCUUGAAAAAGAAAGGCAUUUUUUUUUUUUUUCAGUGCAUGUAACAGCAGAAACAAAAUACUUAACUGCACCAUGUGCAAGAUCAGAGCAGAUUGAUUUCAAUGCAACAGUACCACACUGUGUGCAAAUUUUGAAAUUUGGUCAACUCGGCAACGUGAACACUGUGUGAUUGUUCAUUAUUUCUUUCCAACUGUGAUAUGCACAGGAGUGUGUUGACAUGGGAUCAUGUAUGCUUGGAAAGGCAAAUGCGUGAAUAAAGUUGCCUCAUUUUGUACUGCCA